This is a messenger RNA of Rhodamnia argentea, 3970 nucleotides long. Its product is annotated as zinc finger protein BRUTUS-like At1g74770. Gene Ontology annotation, cellular component: nucleus. Gene Ontology annotation, biological process: protein ubiquitination; ubiquitin-dependent protein catabolic process. The record is from RefSeq and is a predicted model, not a curated record. The transcript is spliced from 10 exons. The coding region runs from base 47 to 3514 and encodes 1155 amino acids. NCBI's taxonomy places the organism in Eukaryota, Viridiplantae, Streptophyta, Magnoliopsida, Myrtales, Myrtaceae. Gene Ontology annotation, molecular function: zinc ion binding; ubiquitin protein ligase activity.
CUCUCUCUCAAUCUCUUCGAACCCCACAUGUUUGUUCUCACGGCACAUGGGGGGCAGCGAAUCACCCGAAUGCCAGCCCAGCACCGAGGAGGAGGAGGAAGAGGAGGAGGUGGCGCCACGGCUCCUGUGGGCGGCCGAGGAAUCUCUCUCUGGGAUCCGGCUCACGGAGGCCCCGAUCCUCCUGCUGGUCUACUUCCACAAGGCGUUCCGCGCUGAGCUUGCCGAGCUUUGCCGCGGUGCGGCUGCCCUCGCCGAGAUGGGGCCCCACGGUCGCCGGGAACGCCUGCGGGGGCUCCGCGGGAGGUUUGAGUUCUUGAUGCUGGCACAUGAGUACCCCAGCGCUGCGGAAGAUGAGGUUAUAUUUCCGGCAUUAGAUUCACAUGUAAAAAAUGUAGUGUGUACAUAUUCACUCGAACAUAGGAGCAUAGGCGAGCUAUUCAACUCGACCAUUCGUUUCUUUGAUUUAUUGAUGGAGGAUGACGACAAUGAGCCCGAGCCAUAUCAAGAGCUCGUGUUUUCCCUCAGCACCGUCCAGUCAUCCGUUUGCAAGCAUAUGCGUAAGGAAGAAAAGCAGGUGUUUUGGCUGCUGAUGCAACGGUUUUCCCGGAAAGAACAGGCUUCACUUGUUUGGCAAUUCCUAUGUGGUGUCCCGGUCAUGCUUUUAGAGAAUUUACUUCCAUGGAUGAUCUCCUUCGUUUCCCCUGACGAACAGGACCAAAUCAACGAUUUUGUUAAGGAAACGGUCCCUGAAGAAACCCUGCUGCAGGAGGUAAUGAUAGGCUGGCUUAGGAAGAAAGAUUGGUCAUACUUGACGGGAAAUGUCGAGAUUAGAUCGAUGUGUGAAUUAUACGGCAGAUCUGCAAGUGGGGAAAGCACUCUCGAGCAGCAGCAGCCGCGAGCUAAAAGUGUUGGAAAAAUUCCAAAAUUCUCUCUGACCAAUGGUUUCAAAAUUUGGCACGGCGCCAUUAGGAGAGAUUUCGAAACAGCACUAGAGGCGCUCCAUCUACUCAAAAGCUCAGGGACGUUUUCCAAUUUGCCGGCAGUGCUUUUGCAGCUGAAAUUCCUUUUAGAUGUGCUAGUCUUGUAUAGCAAUGCAUUGUGUCAAAUUUACUAUCCUGAACUAAAUGAACUAGCUGAUGGCCGUGAAUUUUCCUCAUUUGAUUGGUUUGCGUACGAGAGCCAAAUUGGACGUCUUCAACAGUUACUUCGCAUUGAUGCGCAAGAUGAGAUGUUCCGAUGCGAUCUUAUAGAGCAGCUUUCCCGCGAACUGAAGUCGUUUCAAAUGGAAAUCAACAGAUUCUUUUCUUACCAAGAGAUAGAGGUACUUAACGUGAUUAGCAUGAACUGCAGUCAUGAAAUGCAAAUGCAGCUUCUGUACACGAGCAUAUGCACGUUGCCUCUCGGAUGGAUCGAAUGCGUGAUCACUUGGUUUUCGGCUCGUUUAUCAGCGGAGGAAUCGAGGUCCAUUCUUGUUAACAUAAACCGAGGAGACAACAAGGUUGGCAGUUCUUUUACCUUGCUACUGCAUGAGUGGUUCCGCAUCACUUGUUCAGGCAAGAAAUCCAUCGGGGAAUCCAGGACGGACGCACGAUAUUUGUUCAAGACGACAUUGUUUACACUGCCUGAACAUUUCAAGGGAGAAGCCGAGUUUUCUGCUUCAACCUCACAAGCGGAUAAUAAAUCUUGCAGAGGAUCUUAUCCCAGGUUAUUGGGAACUGAUUCGGCCGCUGUUAUUAAGUUGAAUACAUCUCACUCUGGUAGAAUUGCUUUGAGCUCGUUCUUUUCUUUGAGGCCGAAGGCAUCGAAUAACUCAAAGUUUUCCGCAGUGAACAAUGAUGUUAUUUCAAAUAUGGAUCGGUGGGAGCCAGUCGAUAUUAUCUUAUUCUUCCAUAAGGUUAUGGAGAAAGAUCUUACAAAUCUUGUCCAAAAAUCACUUAAACUAAUGGAAGAUGCCGGUUUCCUCGAAGAUUUCCAGAAACGAUUUGUUCUAAUAUGUAGUUUGUAUCAAAUCCACAGUGAUACAGAGGAUGAGGUAGCUUUUCCAGCUUUCGAAGAAAAGGGCAAAGUUCAGAACAUGAGCUUCUCCUACACCAUUGACCACAGACUCGAAGCUCAACACAUUAGCGAUAUAUCGUCCGUUCUGGAUAAGAUCUCUAAAUUGCACAUCUCUUCAAAUGAUUCUGAUUUAAGUGCGAGGCAAAGGCAUCAUCAUCUAUGUUUAAAGCUUCAGGAUAUGUGCAGGUCCAUGCAUAGGAUAGUCUCUGAUCACAUCCGAAAUGAGGAAAUUGAAAUUUGGGCUUCAGUUAGAGCAUCCUUUUCUGUUGCAGAACAGGAAAAGAUCAUAGGCUGCAUGCUUGGUAGAAUAAGAGCUGAGGUACUACAAGACAUGAUACCGUGGCUUAUGGAGUCUUUGACACCCGAAGAACGGCAGACGUUGAUGUCCACAUGGAGACAUGUGACAAGAAACACAAUGUUCGACGAGUGGAUGCGCGAAUGGUGGGAGGGGGAUAGUGUGAAGAAGGAGGUGGAGUUGAAUGUCUCGUCCAAAGACAUCCUCGAGGAACGCGGGGAAAAAAUUCGGAACCAAGUAGUCAACUUACCGCAAGGGCGUGCUACCAUUUCCAAAUCCAAGCAACUGAAAAUGAGCUCAGCUGAUAAAGGAAAAUUGUACAGGCAUAAGUCUGAUGUGGAGUAUUCCAAGUGCACAGAACUUUCUAAUGGUGCUGCAGAACAUCUGCAAGUUAGCCAUAAGUCCGAGGACCAAGAGAAUGUUUCUGCGAUGAGUCAAGAAGAACUGGAAGCUGCAAUUAGGAGAGUGUCCCGUGAUUCUUCCUUGGAUCUGCAUAAGAAAUCAUCCAUCAUACAGAGUCUGUUAAUGAGUCGUUGGAUUACUGCCCACCAGAAAUCUAACUUGGCUCUCAGUGUCUCGAGCGAUGGAGAAGACAUACCUGGUCGUUCUCCAUCUUAUCGUGAUCAGCUCAAGAUGACUUACGGAUGCAAGCACUACAAGAGGAACUGCAAGCUUCUCGCCCCAUGUUGCGACCAGCUCUACUCGUGCAGGCGUUGCCACGAUGAGGAAAACUAUCAUUCAGUUGACAGGAAAUCUAUUACCAAAAUGAUGUGCAUGAAAUGUUUGACGAUUCAGCCAAUUGGAACCACGUGCUCAACAGCUUCGUGCGACAAUUUGUUGAUGGCCAAAUACUAUUGCAGAAUCUGUAACAUAUACGACGAUGAAAGGGUUAUUUUCAAAUGCUGGAUACACUUUUGGCUGAAGAGCAAAUGCCAGACGAAUAUUCUGGCAAGACCCAGGUUAUUCUCUGCAACGACUGCGAGAAGAGAGGAAGCGCAUCUUUUCAUUGGUUGUAUCACAAGUGCGCACAUUGCGGUUCAUAUAACACAAGGCUGCUUUGACUCCAACCUAAGACGUCCAUCAGACAACUCUCCUCGGCAUUCGCAUAGCGCAAAGAACGAUGUUGAUUGUUUUUCUUCUUCAAGCGGGUUCAGGCUCGCAUGAGUUGCUCUAUGUAUCUGCUUCACAUGAUGCAAAUUCCAGUGAUCGAGGAAAUAUAAAGCUUACCUUUUCAUAGUGGGAGAAUAUGAAGUGAGUAGGAAGAGCUUCUGGUGUGCCAAAACUGCAAAAAUUUCAGUCACAAAUGUCUGCCAAUUACUGUAAUGUUAUACAGUACAACGGCAGCACCGUAGAAGCUCCUGGCCUCAUAUAUCUCUGAAACGAUUGCUAGGAUUUUCAUCUGAUAACUGAUCCUGCUUGAGUUUUUGCAAAAGUAGUUAAAGGGACUCGAUGGAACAACAACAAUGAAUGAGCUCAACGACUCGAUUUGUGCUGUACGAGUUACAUAGAUGCUUCUGCAGUUGUUUGUCGACGAAUAGUUGUAUGUAUGGUUUAUUGUUUCUUGAUAUAUACUGAUCUAGAGUCAGGACAAAUGAAACUUCAGUCGCAGAGAUUAUCCGA